CUGAUAGAUUCAACUGCAGAGGCAAAAUCAACAGUGUACCACAUUUUAAUUUUCUUUGUUAAUUUUACGAUGACAUGUAAUGUUUGCUACGCUGACAUAAGUAUAGUUUCUUGAUUCAACUCUCUGGCACGUUCAGUUUUAGGUUACACUUGUCACUAAUAUAAGACUGUCUGACGUGACAUCCAAAUCCUCAGUUUUCAGAGUUGUCUCUUUCUUUGGCAAUUUUCCUGAAACUCGUUACAUGUCGAUGUGAGUAAGCCCUCUGUGAUUCGUAAUACAAUGGAAACGACUGGUGACAAAAAGAAUAGCAGCAGCCUUGACAAGAGUUGCGAUACGAAUGACUUCCAAGCCGAUGCAAAUUCAUCGUCAAAGGAGAAUUACGAAUUUGACGAUUUGCUCCGUCUGGUCGGCGGAUUCGGUCGUUAUCCGAUGCUGUUGUACGCCUUUAUGUGCUUGAUGACGGUACCUAUCGGCCUUCAACAACUAGUGCUUGUAUUUUAUGGCGCGUCUCCGCCUUUCCAGUGUGUCGCCUCGAGCACUACGAUGAACAGUUCUAAUUGCGAGAUCGACAAAUGUUGUGCCAAUUGCACCGAAUAUGAAUUCAAGGGUAAAUAUACAAGUGCCGUCUCUGAGGUUAGUUUGAGUUUAAAGAAGUUUAUAACAAUUACUACCCUUGAAAAUAUAGUCUUUUGGUGAGAUUGUAUGCUAAAGAAAUAUUUAUAACACCUUGUAACAGUAAAGGAAGCUAGAUUUUUACCCCGUGAUUUGAUAUUCCCUCAUAGACUCUAACUGGGUGUUAUCCAAUAUUUACCUAUAUAAUAUCGGUUUUAAUUAACAUACACACACACACACACGCCCUCUAUAACAGCAAUGUUUUGAAAAAGCCACUUUUGAUAAAAUAAUUGGUUAUAUUCAUUUCAUACGACUUUUGCCCACUAAACACCUUUUUUGGAGUACCGUUGUUAAGUGUUGAGUGUAUCUAGUAUUAACGUUUGCAAGUCUGAGUGCACGAAACAAUAAACGACGCAUAGAUGAUAUACAGACAGUCAGAAAUCCCAAGAAUAAUUAAGCGUUUGACCUCCAUGGUCUGCAAGGUCAAAUUUUAGGCAGUGGGGUAAGCCCGCUGGUCUUGUAGCUUGUCGUCCCAUAUUCAAGCCCUCCGCCCUGCUACUCUCUGGAUUUGUUCUCGAUUGCUCUGAAUUAAGAAUUCAACUCCUUGGCUUGUGCUUUUGUAUUUAACCAACUGGUCUUCCUCCUGGCUCCUGCCAGUUGGGGCUUUUAAACGCUAUGUUUAAGUUCAUUUACAAUGUUCAUGUACAAUUAUUGCUUAAUUUGCAAACGCAUUUAGACUUGUGGAAUUUCUCUGAAGAACUGUUAUUGUUAUUAUUCACUAAUUUCCCAUUCUAGCCGCACCUUUCCUCUGAAAUUAUAUUAAAGAAUUUGGAUUGUCGCCUUCAGACCGAUGGAUGUGUCAGGAGCCCAUAGGCUCCUGAUGUGUCUAUUCUGUUUGCUGAAUAAUGUCUUGAUAUCAUAUUGCAAGUCCGUCUUACUGAAAAUGAGACACGACAAAAGAAAGACUUGCUUUUGAAAAAAGAUCGCUUUUAUUUAUUUAUUUAUUUUUUGUUAUUUUUUUUUCCAGUGGGGGUUGAUUUGUGAUAAAAAUCAUCUCAAAGCGUUGACUCAAGCAGCAUACUUGGCAGGACUUCUCGUUGGCUCCUAUGCUUUUAGCAGCAUAUCUGAUCAUUUGGGACGAAGGGUCGCUGUUUUCCUCAGUAUCGCCAUCCUGGUAAGUGCAUCGCGCAAUGACUACGUGGUUACUCGUUUCACAAUCUAUCAUAAAAAAAGGAAAUAAUUUAUGCUUAUCCCAAUUUCAGGCCGUAUGUGGCACCGUCUCUGCAGUUGCAGACUGCCUCUCUCUUUUCGCCUUGUUCCGAGUCGGUGCGGGAGCCGCUGCCGCUGGUUGUCUACUCUCCCGCUUCGUUUACUGCAUGGAGCUGUCAGUUACGUCAAAUAGGACUGCUGCAGGGUUUGUCAGCAACAUCUUCAUGACUGUGGGUUACGCCAUUUUAGCUUUACUGGCCUACCUCAUGAGAGACUGGAGACAUCUGAUGCUAGCAGUGUCGGUACCAGGGGUCCUACUGCUCCUUUUCUGGUGGUAAGUCUCUUAUUCCUGAAAGUGAACAUAGGAAAUUAUAUCAAGUUGUAAACCUUAACUGUCAUUUUGUAAGCCAACUAAAACCGUAUCACUUUGUCUUAAUGCAAAAAAGGUGGAUUCCUGAAUCUCCGCGCUGGCUUGUCGCUCACAAUCGUCUGGAUGAGGCUCAUGGCCUGCUCAUGAAGUACGCUACCAAAAAUGGCGUCUCCGUUGACCCUAAACAGCUGAGGCACAUGAUCUCGGAAGUAAGGAAAGCUGAUGUCAGGAAAAAUGACACCCGAAAAUAUGGGACUUGUGAUUUGGUUAGGACACCAAAACUGAGAAAGAGAAUUAUCAUCUGCUGUUUCAAUUGGUGAGAAAAGACGAUAGAAAGAUAAUUUGUUUUGUCAAUUAUUUUAUGUGUGUUUCGGUUGUUUGGUGUGUUUAUACGCUUAGAUCAAUUCAUUUUGUGUUUUGUUUUGACGUUUAGGUUUGUUAACGCUCUGGUGUACUUUGGACUGAGUUUGAAUGUGAAGAAUCUCGCUGGAGACAUGUACCUGAACUUUUUCAUGUUGAUUAUCAUCGAGUUACCUAGUGCAUUGUUGGCCUGGUUUUGUCUUCAGAGGUAAGAACAUUUGAUAAAAGAAAAGGACUCUAGAGGUUGCAAAACAAAAUGUUUUGAAAAUAAUGAGGUGAAAUGAUGUCCUAGAACAAUAUAUUUUGGUUUUUCUUGCUGUUUUUAAGAAUAAUGUGUCAACUAAACCUAAAUACACUUCUCAGAUCCUUCUUUUGGACAAGGGUCAACAAACUGUUCAGGAAAGCUCUCCGAUCAGUAGUAAUGGGAAAAGACGAUCUGGAAACAAACUGACUCUAUCGUUAAUGUGUGCCUUAUCGACGUGUCCAAAAAAGAAACGUCCUUGAUGCGUUUAGAGAUGGUUCAGUUGUGUUAUAUAACUCAAUGUUUUGAUAGGUUUGGUCGCCGCAUUCCGUAUUGUGCCUUCAUGCUAAUUGGCGGAGUUGCCGGCAUGCUGGUGUUAGCUGUUCCAAGCAAAGCUGGUAAGAAGGGUGAAUGAUAGGUUGUUGAAUUUCCUGCAGACGAGGAUAUUGAUCUAAAAACCACUAAUUAAAUCUUUUUCACUUCGCUGCCCGCAGUGUCAGUAUGACAGUUUCCUUACCAAAAAACUAGUUGAAUCAGUCAGCCAGUCAGACAGUCAUUCUCGUUUAUUAGUCUAUCCAUCUGUUCAAACUUCUGCCCGUCCAUCCAUCUUUCCGUUCGUUCGUUCCAUCGUUCGUUCGUCAAUCGGUCCGUCAGUCAAUUAGACAGACAGGCUGUCAGUCGGGCGGGAAAAGGCAGUCAGGCAGACACUUAAUCGUUCAGUCAAUGAGUCAGACACUCAGUCAGUCAGUUAGACAGUCAGUCAGUCAGCCACACAGUCCGUCACAUAGUCAGUCAGACACUCAUUCAGUCAGUCAAUCAGUUAAUCAUUCAGUCAGUCAGACUGUAAGACAGUCAGUCAGGCAAUCAGUCGGUCAGUCACCCAGACAGUCAGUCAGUUGUCAGUCGGUCAGUUGCAGUCCGUCAGACAGUUAGUCAGUAAGGCAGUAAGUCAGUCAGUCAGUCAGUCAGUCAUUCAGACAAUAAGUCAGUCAGUGAGAAAGUCAGACAGUCAUGACACUCAUUCAGCUAGUCAGACAGUCAGUCAGUCGGUCAGCCACAGUCUGUCACAUAGUCAGUCAGACACUCAUUCAGUCAGUUAAUCAGUUAAUCAUUCAGUCAGUGAAUCAGUUAGUCAUUCAGUCAGUCAGACUCCAAGACAAUCAGUCAGACUCCAAGACAGUCAGUCAGACUGUAAGACAGUCAGUCAGUCAGGCAAUCAGUCGGUCAGUCAGCCAGACAGUCAGUCAGUUGGUCAGUCUGUCAGUUGCAGUCAGUCAGACAGUCAGUCAGUAAGGCAGUAAAUCAGUCAGUCAGUCAUUCAGACAAUAAGUCAGUCAGUGAGAAAGUCAGACAGUCAUGACACUCAUUCAGCCAGUCAGACAGUCAGUCGGUCAAUCAGCCACACAGUCGGUCAGACAGUCAGUCAGUCUGUCAGUCACUCAGACAAUUAUUUAAUCAAUCAGAAAGUCAGACAGUCAGUCAGUCAGAUAAUCGUUCUGUCAGUCAGUUGGUCAGUCAGUCAGUCAGUCAACACUCGUUCAAUUAGUCAGUCAGUCAGUCAGUCAGUACGUCAGUCAGACAGUCAGUCGGUCCGUCAGUCAGACAGUCAGUUAAUCAUUCAGACAAUCAGUCUGCCAGACAGUCAGUCAGUUAAUCAUUCGGACAAUCAGUCAGUCAGUCAAACAGCUAGUCAGUCAGACAGUUUAUGACUAUCAGAACUUAACUCCUAGUCGUUAUUCUCAGAAUAUCAAGCAGUGAUCACAACUCUGGCCAUGAUCGGCAAGUUCUGUAUCUUAUCCACUUUUCUGACCAUCUAUGUUUUCACUGCCGAGCUUUUCCCGACAGUUAUCAGGUACGUGACAAGUGAAUACAACGCCUACCCUUUUCGUGCGAUAAAUGAAAUCUAAUUGCAACAAAUGAAAUAAGCUAUUUGUGAAAACUGAAAUUUCGUCCCCGCAAGUGUUUUUCUUUGCGAUCCGCAUUUGCACCAAGUGAUUAUUCUUUCAGUUUUCUAUUUGUUAAAAUAUAAAAUAUAAAUAUAUGUUUAGGAACACAGCUGUGGGCGUUUCCUCCAUGAUGGCCCGUAUUGGAGCAAUAUUGGCACCUUACAUAGUUCUACUGGUAAGAUAUCUGUCAUCCGUAACCUUUUAACAACAAGGAUAGCAAUCCCAAAGUUUCGGGGUUUUAAUUGCUAAAAUUAUAUCACCUCUUCCUCUAGGCGGACCUUCCCAAUCUUAAUAAAAAGCUUCCGCUGGUCAUCUUCGGAAUACUUGGAGUAACCGCUGGCAUAGUGGGUCUAUGGCUGCCUGAGACGCUUUUCAGUCCCAUGCCCCAAACCGUGGAACAGGCGGAGGCCUGGCCUGAGGACUACAAGAUUUAUUGCUGCAAGCAGCCUGGGCCCAAGAAAUCAAACGCAGGGUCGAAAAAAGUCAACACUGGAGAAGAGGAAGGACAGAAACUCUGCGAUGUUGAAAGUCAGGUGUAGUGCAAAGGCACAGAACGUAGUUUGCUUAUAAA
Molecule: messenger RNA, 5309 nt
Organism: Pocillopora meandrina
Lineage: Eukaryota; Metazoa; Cnidaria; Anthozoa; Scleractinia; Pocilloporidae
Source: the annotation of a GenBank genome assembly